Messenger RNA from Mugil cephalus (flathead mullet), 11385 nucleotides. It is a transcript of the gene smg1, whose product is annotated as SMG1 nonsense mediated mRNA decay associated PI3K related kinase. The record is from RefSeq and is a predicted model, not a curated record. Gene Ontology annotation, molecular function: protein serine/threonine kinase activity; protein binding. NCBI's taxonomy places the organism in Eukaryota, Metazoa, Chordata, Actinopteri, Mugiliformes, Mugilidae. Gene Ontology annotation, cellular component: nucleus. The transcript is spliced from 64 exons. Bases 164 to 11116 code for a protein of 3650 amino acids. Gene Ontology annotation, biological process: nuclear-transcribed mRNA catabolic process, nonsense-mediated decay; phosphorylation.
CAAUAAACCUCACGAAGAAGGGUGCCCACCGUAGGCUAGCUGUAACGACGAGUUGCUAACCUUAUUUGUGAGACUUGACAAAACAUAUUAGUUGAACCGUAAGUCCGUAGUUGUAGAGACCAGGUUGUCGCUGCCAGCAGGCCAUGCAGCGCUCUAAAAGGUAAUGAGCCGUAAAGCCCCGGGGUCUCGACUCAGCGGCGCCCACAGACUGCGGCCACACUGGAACGACUGGCAGCCCAGAGUUGACAGUGCAUCAUCCAGCCAGGACGACACAAAGUCCAGAGAGCUCGGUUCAGGCCUGUUGUCAGACGUGUUGCCUUCCAGCUGCCCUGAACAGCCAGCGGUGCCCAGUGAUGCCUACGCUGCCACAGAUGCACAUCAGGAAGAGACUGGUCAAGGUGUCUGUGAUACUACGUUUGGUUGGAAGUCGCUGGGGAAAGAGUUGAGACCCAAUGACGUGACAACGGAUUUGACCCCUUUUCAGCAUGGAAACCGUGCUUUAGCUUCAAAGGACAUGAGGAAAUCGCAGGACAGAGGGAUGGCUCACUCAGAGGAGUCUCGACUGGCCAACCUCCUGCGCCGAGUCUCCAGGGAGGAUGAUCGCGACCGGAGGCUGGCCACCCUCAAACAGCUGAAGGAAUUCAUCAGCCAUGGCGAGAACAAAGUGACUCUUGUCAAACAGCUGGAUACCAUCCUAAGCACCCUGAAUGACAUUUUGAAUGAGAGCAGUAAGCUGCUGUGCGAGCUGCGCCAGGAUGCGGCCGCCUGCCUGGGUCUCCUCUGCACGGUGCUCAGCUACGAGGCCGAGCGCAUUUUCAAGUGGCUCUUUCUCAAGUUCAACUCGAGCGGUCGCGACGAGGUGAAACUGCUUUACCUGGUGGCUGCACAGCGCGCUUUGGAGGCUGCUGGAGAGAGGAAGGCCUUCUCCCACAUCAUGCAGCUGGUGAUGAGCAACUUGCAGUCCAUCCUGGAAAAUGUGGACACACCGGAGCUGCUUUGUCAAAGUGUGAAGUGCAUCCUUCAGGUGGCUCGCUGCUACCCACACGUCUUCAGCACCAACUUCAGGGACACAGUGGACAUCUUGGUGGGCUGGCACAUCGACCACACUCAGAAGCAGACGCUCACUCAGCAGGUCUCAGGCUGGUUGCAGAGUCUGGAGCAGUUCUGGGUGGCAGACCUGACCUUCUCCACCACCCUGCUGGGCCAGUUCUUGGAGGAUAUGGAAGCAUACGCAGAGGAUUUGAGCCAUGUGGUGUCAGGAGAGGCGGUCGAUGAAGACAUUCCCCCUCCCUCGGUGUCACUUCCCAAGCUAGCCGCUCUGCUGAGGGUUUUCAGCACGGUGGUCCGCAGCAUCGGAGAGCGGUUCAGUCCUUUCAGAGGGCCGCCGAUCACUGAAGUCUACGUCAACGAUGUCCUGAACCGGGUCCUGGGCUGUGUGACCGCCGCGAAGCAGGUCCAAUUCUCUGAGGCCGUCCUCACAGCGGGGAACGAGUGCGUGGGGGUGUUGCUGGCGAGCGUGGAGCCCUGUGGUCAGCUGAUGGACGCUGUCCUAGCCUACGGCCUGGACCAGCUGGACUGCUGCCAGGCCUGUGGCUCAGACUACAAUCUAGCAGUGCUCAGUCUCCUCACCCUGAUUGUUGACCAGAUCAACACAAAACUGUCCGUGUCUUUUGUUGAGAAGUUGUUGGCGCCGGACUCGCAACUGCUCAAGCUUCGCUUCCAUCAAGAGAAAGAGGUGAUGUCAGCUGUGCACGCCGUGUAUCAGGCGCUGCUAAGCCUGAAAAACAUUCCAACACUAGAAGCAGCUUAUAAAAUGGUGCUGGGUGAGAUGGCAUGCGCCCUGUCCAGCCUGACGGAAACCCUGGAUCCCUGCGGGAAGGCCCCGGCGCCGGGCAGUCCCAGCCCCAAUAUCCAGCACCCUGCUUUCGCCUCCCUCACCCUGCCGCUGGAAAAGGCCCAGUUCAUUGUCAUCUUCAACCUCAGCACCCUCACUACCAUCGGCAACACCAAGAACUCCCUCAUUGGGAUGUGGGCCCUGUCCCCCACGGUCUUCGCCCUCCUGAGUCACAACCUGAUGCUGGUCCACUCUGAGUUGGCCGUCUACUACCCUGCCAUCCAGUACGCUGUGCUCUACACCCUGUACUCCCACUGCACCAGACAUGAUCAUUUCAUCUCGUCCAGCUUGUCGUCUUCGUCUCCGUCUCUGUUCGACGGUGCCGUCAUCAGCACCGUUACCACGGCGACGAAGAAACAUUUCAGCACGCUGCUUAGCCUCCUGGGAGAUCUGCUGUCAAAGGAGCACCUUUACCCAGAGACCAGGAAGCUGCUGCUGACCUGGGCUCAGGAAAUCUCUUUGCUGAUGAAGAAGUCGGACACCUACAGCCCCCUCUUCUCUCUACCCUCCUUCAACAAGUUCUGCAGGGGUCUACUGGCUAAUGCUGUGAAUGAAGACCAGAAUAUCUGCCUUCAGACCUGCCACAGCUUACAGGUCCUGUCUUCAUCACUGUCCACUGAACUUCUGCAGAGGUGUGUGGAUGUGUGCAGAGUGCACCUGGUCCACUCAGCGGUGAGAGUUAGGCAAGCUUACGCCAAACUGCUCAGGACAAUCCCCCUCGAUGUGGCUUUGAGUAACCACAGCCACCCUGAGAUGAGGGAGAUCUCUCUGGCUGUCCGCCACCACAUGAGCCGUGCACCAAACAGCACCUUCCAUCCUCAGGACUUCAGCGACCUCAUCAGCUUCAUCCUCUAUGGAGUCCUGCACCGUGGAGGCAAGGAUCCCUGGCUGGAGCGUCUGUACUACAGCUGCCAGCGGUUUGAGAAACGAGACAGUCGAGGAAACGUUGACGGCGGCCGGCCGGAUGUGGUGCCACGGGCCCUUCUGAAAACCGAGGUGGUGCUGUGGCAUUGGGCAGUUUGGGAGGCGGCACAGUUCACCGUACUGUCCAAACUCCGCACACCGCUGGGUCGGGCUCAGGACACCUUCCAAACCAUUGAAGGUAUGAUCCGAAGCCUGGCUGCGCACAGUCUGAACCCAGAGCAGGAUGUUGGAGCCUGGGCCGGUACUGGGAGCGACGGAGAUGGUCACCACUCCAAUCAGCUUCGCCUCGCGCUGCUGCUCCAGUACCUGGAGAACCUGGAGAAGCUCAUGUACAACGCCUACGAGGGCUGCGCCAAUGCUCUCACUGCCCCGCCCAAGGGCAUCAGGACGUUCUUUUACACAAACCGUCAGACAUGCCAGGAUUGGCUGACAAGGAUUCGCUUGGCAUUGAUGAGGGUUGGCCUUCUGUCUGGUCAACCAGCAGUAACUAUUCGCCAUGGCUUCGACCUGCUCACAGAGAUCAAGAACAGCGGCACCCAGGGUCCGGAGCUGGAGGUUCCUCUGGCGUUGCUCGUGGAGGCUCUGUGGGAGCUGCGCUGUCCCGAGGCCAUCCGGGGCCUGGCGGCUUGGAGCCUCUCCACCACUGGCAAGAGUCUGGGCUGGUUGUCGUCAGUUGCCCUGCAGGCUGAGGGCCGGUUUGAGAAAGCAGCUCUGGAGUAUCAAGAUCAGCUGUCUGCAGUUACAGGAAUGGACUGCAGCAUCAAAAGCGCUGAAUGUUGUCUGCUCAAACUCUCCAGCAACACGAACAGCCCCAAACACACUAAUAACGGUGACAACAGGAAGACGGUGCUACUGAAAUCCAGCGAGUGCUCCCCCGAGGUGAUCAACUUCCUGGCCAACAAAGCUUGUCAGUGUUACGUGGCCCUCUGCGACUGGGCCUCCGUGAAGGAGUGGCAGGCCACCGUCAACGCCCUCAAGCAGAACUCCACCAAUCCAGUGAGCAUCAACCUGAGGACAGAUUUCAACUACAUCCAGGCUCUGAGCCGCUUUGAGGAGGGGGAUCUGGUCGAGUGUGGAGCUCAGUUGGAGCUGCUGCCGGGAGAGGACUACAGCUCUCUGUCCAGCAGCAAGGACAAGCUUGAUUUGAAGAGGCUUCUGCCCUCCAUGAGUCCAGAUCCAACUGAGCUGCAGAGAGCCAUUGAGGUGCAACUCCUUCGCAGCUCUGUCAGUGCUAUGGCGAAAGCGAAUCAGCAGCAAGAGCACGGGACCACAUCUAAUCCAGAUGCAUUGGUGCGUUGGUUGAAACAAACUGGACGCAUCUGCCUGGGUCCCCUCCGCCUGUCCACGCUCACUCUUUCUGACUCCCUGCCCACCCUACCCACCCUGCAGCUCCACUGCACUGCCACCCUGGAGAACACUCUCACCGGACAAGAGGACUGUGUGAUUCCUCUGUGCAGUGAGGCUCUGAGCUCUUGUAAGCAACAGGACGUCCAGCUUUUCCUUCAAGCUCUCAGAUACACCAUGUUCCAGAGACAACUCCUCCAGAAACUCAAAGGUUACUCUCCCUCCAUAGACGGCCACUUAACGGAGCUCUGUCUGACCGCGGUCAAGUUUGCGCGGAAAAAAGGAAACAUCACCCUGGCGUCCCGACUGCUGAGCCAGUGCAGUGACGGGACACAAGAAGAGAAGCCGCAAGAUGAGCUGAGCCAGGCCUUUAGACGUCUCAGUCUGGAGGGCACUCUGGGGGAGAAAUGGGGACCGGAGGUCCAGAUAGAGAAAGCCAAAGUCCUGAGAAGUGCAGGUCAAGCCUUGACAGCCAUGGAGAUGCUGAGCAAGGCUGCUCUGUCUUACUGCCACGUGGGGAAGAACGAAGGUGCCGCCUGCCGCUCACUGCUGACACUUUGCAAAUGGCUGUUGGCCGACUGGAAGGACAUGACACCUCAACUCAAACAGGUGGUAAAGAAAUCAGGAGCAGUCAACUCAACAAGCGCUUUGGGCAGUAUGUCACCUCUGAGCCGAAAUAUUGCUGCUCUGCUGGAGCUUCCUCUGGAGGAUCAGGGCAUCCCUCACAUCACUGCUGAGACGUCAGUGAGUGUUGGAGUUGGGGAGCCAGACUUUGUGUUGGGACAGCUCUAUCAGCUCUCCACCAGCCUGGCUCCAGAGGUGGCAAAGUCCUGGGCUGCCCUCGCCAGCUGGGCUUAUCGCUGGGGCAGGAAGGUGGUGGAUAACGCAAGUCAAGGGGAAGGAUUGCCUCUUCUCCCUGGAGAAAAGAAGGACAUAGAGGAGCUGCUGCCAGCGACCACCAGCGAAGAAGACAAGGAAACCAUCUUCAGCAUCCUUGGACAAGCCAUGUGUCGCCCCACUGGCAUACAGGAUGAGGACAUGGCUCUACAGCAGGAAGACGAUGAGGACGACAUGGUGGACGUGAUCUGGAGGCAGCUCACCACCUCGUGCCCCUGGCUGGGGGAGGCGGGCCAGGUCGUCACCGAUGGUCUAAUCCGGGUUUGGAGACGGGUGGUGGACCGCAUCUUCGGUCUUUACCGCGUCUCCUGCCAAGCCUAUUUCACCUUCCUCAAGCUCAAUGCAGGACAGGUCCCUAUAGAUGAAGAUGACCCUAAACUCCUGCUGUCCUAUCACUGCAGCAAACAGAGCAACGAUGAUGUAAUCGUCAUGGCAACCCUGCGUCUCCUCCGUCUGCUGGUGAAGCAUGCUGGUGAACUGAGAGAGGGGCUUGAACUAGGUUUAGCCUCGACCCCCACAGCACCCUGGAGGGGUAUCAUCCCCCAGCUCUUUUCCCGUCUCAACCACCCGGAGGCGUACAUUCGGCAGAGCAUAUGCAGCCUGCUGUGUCGAGUAGCUCAGGACUCCCCCCAUCUCAUCCUCUACCCCGCCAUUGUAGGCUCCCUUUCCCUGGGAGGAGAAGCUCAGAAUUCAGGGAGCAAAUUGCCAUCAGCCCUGCCCACGUUCUUGGGUAGCAUGCAGGCUGAGGACCUGGGUGGGGAGGAGGAGCAGCAGCUGGAGGACGGUGGACAGGGAGGACUUCCAGAAGAACUGGUGACCUGCUCCAGUCAAGACCAAGCCAUGAUGCAGGACUGUUAUAGCAAUAUUGUGGAGAAGCUUUCUGUAGCCAACCCCACCAUGGUGCUUCAGGUCCAGCAGCUGGUGGGUGAGCUGCGCAGGGUGACCUUGCUGUGGGAUGAACUCUGGCUGGGUGUGUUACAACAGCAACACAUGCUUGUCCUGCGCAGGAUCCAACAGCUGGAGGACGAGGUCAAGAGGGUCCAGAACAACAAUACACUGCGCAGGGAUGAAAAAAUCGCCAUAAUGCGCGAGAAGCACUCGGCUCUGAUGCGUCCAGUGGUGUUUGCAUUGGAUCACGUCUGCAGCAUCACAGCAGCUCCAGCAGAGACGCCACAUGAGACCUGGUUCCAGCAGACCUAUGGUGAUAACAUCACCGCUGCUCUGGAGCGCCUCAGAAACCCUGUCAACCCCGCCAACCCGGCCAAUAGCUGGCUUCCCUUCAAACAGAUAAUGAUGAGCCUGCAGCAGCGUGCUCAGAAGCGAGCCAGCUACCUGCUUCACCUGGAUGAAAUCAGUCCGCGCCUGGCGUCCAUGACAACAACAGAGAUGGCUCUGCCGGGCGAGGCCUCGGCAUCGGACGCCGUCACCAUACAGAGCGUCGGCAAAACCAUCACCAUCCUUCCCACCAAGACCAAGCCCAAGAAGCUGUUCUUCCUGGGAUCGGAUGGACACAAGUACCCGUACCUUUUUAAAGGCCUGGAGGAUUUGCAUCUGGACGAGCGCAUCAUGCAGUUCCUCUCGAUCGUCAACACGAUGUUCACCAAGAUCAACCAGCAGGAGCAGCCGCACUUCCACGCCCGCCACUACUCCGUCACCCCCCUCGGAACCCGCUCGGGACUGAUUCAGUGGGUUGAUGGUGCAACGCCGCUCUUUGGCCUAUACAAACGCUGGCAGCAGAGGGAGGCUGUGCAGCAGGCUCAGAAGGCCCAAGACUCAUUCCCACCGCAGCCUGUGCCUGCCGUACCCCGCCCCAGUGAACUCUACUACAGCCGCAUCGGGCCGGCUCUGAAGGCAGUCGGGCUGAGUCUAGAUGUGACGCGGCGAGACUGGCCUCUCAGCGUUAUGAAGGAGGUGCUGAAAGAGCUAAUGGAGGCUACUCCUUCCAACCUGCUGGCUAAGGAGCUGUGGUGUUCCUGCACCACGCCCAGUGAGUGGUGGAGGGUCACUCAGUCCUACGCCAGAUCCACUGCUGUCAUGUCCAUGGUGGGAUACAUCAUCGGCCUCGGCGACCGUCACCUUGACAACGUGUUGAUUGAUAUGACCACUGGUGAGGUGGUGCACAUUGACUACAACGUAUGCUUUGAAAAAGGGAAAAGCCUCCGGGUGCCCGAGAAGGUCCCGUUCAGGAUGACUCACAACAUUGAGACUGCUCUGGGAGUCACUGGGGUCGAGGGUAUCUUCAGGCUGUCCUGCGAACAGGUGGUUCAAAUAAUGCGCCGGGGCAGAGAGACCCUACUGACGCUGCUGGAGGCCUUCGUCUAUGAUCCCCUGGUGGACUGGACUGCUGGGGGGGAGGUGGGCUUUGCUGGUGCAGUGUAUGGAGGAGGAGGCCAACAGGCAGACAGCAAGAAGAGCAAGAGGGAGAUGGAGAGGGACAUCACACGCUCCCUCUUCUCCUCUAGAGUGGCUGAGAUUAAGGUGAACUGGUUUAAAAAUCGUGAUGAAAUGCUGGCUGUGCUACCGCAAGUGGAGGACGCGUUGGAGGAGUACUUAGUCCUGCAAGAGUUGCUCUGCCAGGGGGAGAAACUGCAAGGCAAACUGCAGGAGGAGAUCGCCUUCUUGGAGGGGGCAGAAAACCAUCCAGAUCAUCUCAUCUUGACGCUGGAGCAGAGGUAUUCUGAACACACCCAGCUGCAGUCACAGCAGCGGACUGUGCAGGAGGCCAUUCAGAGCAAGCUCACCGACCUGGACCAGUGGAUCUCUCAGUACCAGGCAGCUUUCUCAAACCUGGAAGCCACACAGCUUGCCAGCCUGCUGCAGGACAUAAGCAGCCCCAUAGAUCUUGGUCCUCCAAGCUACGUGCCUGCUACAGCCUUCCUGCAGAAUGCGGGCCAGGCCCACCUAAUCAGCCAGUGUGAGACCCUGGAGGCGGAGGUGAGCUCCUUGCUGCAGCAGCGCCAUGCGGCACUUCGCAGCUGUCUGGAGCAGCUGCACAGCUAUGCCACCGUGGCUUUGCUGUACCCUCGGGCCACGAUGCUGUUCCACAGAGCCCACCGUUGGAAGGCCUGGUUGGAGGAGCUGCUCAGAGACAUGACGGUGGAGCAUUGCCAGCACAUCUAUAGGCAAUAUGAGGUGCUGUUCGCCCCUCAGCCUCCUCCGGCCACCUGCCAGUUCUUGUCCAGCGUCGAGUUGACUUUGCAGCACCAAGUGGGUGACACCAACGAGCGUGUGAUCCACCACGCAGAGCGUCUGAAGACGGAGGGCACAACUGUAGCCGCCUGCGAGGAGCAGCUGCAGGAGAUUGAACACUGCAUCACAGUCUUCCUCCGUGAGAACGGAGAGCCGGGUUCUAUGAGCCUCGCCGCCAUCAUCACCUCUGCCCUCUGCACACUCUGCAGGCGUAACCUGGUCAUGGAGGGCGCAGCUGCCAGCGCUGGAGAGCAGCUCGUGGACUUGACGUCUCGGGACGGGGCUUGGUUUUUGGAGGAGCUCUGCAGCAUGAUUGGAAACGUCAGCGCCUUGAUGACGCUGCUACAACGCUGCCCGCUCCUUCCCCAUGACAUGGAGCUCCCUGCGCCUUCAACCACCACCCAGGCAGUUUACCUGGCGAACGCUGUUUACACCUGUUUGCAGGAACUGAACACCAACUUCCGUCAGAUCAUCUUCCCGGAGGCUCUGCGUUGCAUGAUCAAAGGGGAGCCCACCCUGGAGUCCAUGCUGGCCGAGCUGGAGCAGCUGCUUGAGCAGAGCUCCGACGGUCUCGGGCUGCAGGGUCUGAUCGACAGUCUGCAGGCGAACACGGGCCUGGACCACGAUGGGCACAACCACUGUCUCCACAUCACCAGGAUGCUGCGUGCCCAGUAUUCUGAUCUGAUCCAGCCUCGCAGCAUGGACGGACAGGGCCAGGAAACACCGAAGAUGUCCGCCGGUCAGAUGUUGUUGGUGGCCUUUGAUGGCAUGUUCACCCAGCUGGAGACUGCAUUUGGGCAGCUCACCGAGAAGCUGUGCUCUUUAGGGGUCCCAUCAACCUGGAGGAAGGUGGAUGUUCUGAGGGAGGCUCGGGCCACACAGCUCCACUUCUUUGAGAGUUUAAAUCUGCGUCAGGUGAUGGAAGAGGUGUUCUUCCUCAAGAGACUGCAAACCGUCAGGGAUUUCUUCAGGCUGUGUUCGUCCUUCGCUCAGACCCUGUCUGGUACCUGUCCCCCGGCUGAAGAAAUGUUGCCUACAAACGGGCCGGUUGCUGUGGGGAAACCACUGUACCGCCGGCCCAGUGCGACGGGGUCAGGAGCGGCAGUGGUCAGCGAGGAACAGAUGAUCCGCCCCAUCAAGGCCUUCACAGCCGAGUUUGUCCGGCAGAUGCUCAUGGGUCUGCCCAGCCAAGCCCUCGGUCUGGCUCUCUGCAGCACCAUCUCCGCCCUCGGCCUGGACGUUGUCGCUCAGGUGGAAGCAAAAGACUUUGGUGCAGAGAGCAAGGUGUCUCUGGAUGAGCUUUGUAAGAAAGCAGUGGAGCAGAGCCUGGCGUCAGGUCGGGUCUCCCAGCAGCUGCUCAACAGAGCCACGGUGCUGGCGUCCUCCUAUGACACCGCCUGGAAGAAAGUCGACCUGCUGAGGAGGUUGGACAUCAACUUGGAGAUUGCCAAGGCCGGACUGCAGAGGAGUCAGCUGCACAUCGCCAUGUUCCAGUGGCAGCACGAAGAUGUUCUGGGCCCCAACAAUCAGCCCCUGAGUGUCAGCGUUCCUCCUCGCUCCGUGAUCCUCAGCAACAUGAAGAAGAAGCUGUACAAGCUGAGUCAGGAUGAGGGAGCCAUCGUUGCCAUUCAGGAGAAGCUGGCGUCGCUGGAGGCGAGCAUCGAGCAGCGUCUGAAGUGGGCUGGUGGAGCCAACCCGGCUCUGGCCCCCGUCCUGCAGGACUUUGAGAUGACCAUCAGGGAGAGACGCGCCAUGGUGGCCAGAGACAACCAGCGCACCAGCCAGGUCACCUUCUUGUGCUCCACCAUCCUCAACUUCGAAGGCCUUCGGACCCGAUCCCCCGAGGCUCUCAACAUGGACGCAGCGCUGUUUGAACUGCUGAAGCGCUGCCAGCAAACCUGCUCGUAUGCGGCUCAGUUCAGCAGCACAGUGUCUCCUCUGGAGCUCCAACUGCUGCACAGACUGAGUCCAGUGCUAGACCUGCCCAUAGGCAGCCCUGAUUGGCUGAGCUGUGCCCAGAGGCAGCUGGAGGAGGAGCUGAGCAUCGAGCGGAGGACUCAGGAAGAGCGAGAGCAACAGCUGGAGUCCUGUGGAGAGACGCUGCAGCUGCUGGUGGACUCCAUCAAAACUAUUCUGUCCAACCACAACCGCCAACUGGCCGACGUCAAGCACCUGCUGAGAGCCAUGGCCAAGGAUGAGGAGGCAGCAUUGGCGGAUGGCGAAGAGGUGGCCUAUGAAGGCAGCGUGCGCCACUUCCUCUUGGAGUACAAAGCCUGGCAAGACAACAUCCAGCUCGUCUUAUUCACCGUGGUUCAGGCCAGCGGGCAGCCACGCAACCAGGAGCAGGUGGAACUACUGGAGGAGGUUCCUGCUACCCUGAAGGAACUGCACUCCCAGAGCCAGAGUGUUUAUAAUGGACUGGUGGGCUUUGCCUCACCACUGGUGACAGACAGAGAAGGGGACUGCGCUAGUCCUGUUUCUGCAGCACAGACCAGCUUUGCAGCAGCCGUUAGAUGCAGUGGCGUGAAGACCCAGCCAGACUCGAUGUCCCAGAACGCGCGCAAGGCUCUGCCUCGAAACCUGGGAACCCCGACUGAUACCCCGCCCAGCACUCUGAUGAUGAACAGCAAAGGUCUCAACCCCAGCCCCAAGAGGGCCAUACGGGACCCCAAAACAGGACGAGCUGUCCAGGAGAGGAACUCGUACGCAGUGAGUGUGUGGAAGAGAGUGAAAGCCAAGCUGGAGGGCAGAGACAUCGAUCCCAACAGGAGGAUGAGUGUCACAGAGCAGGUGGACUUUGUUAUCAAAGAGGCUACCAACAUGGACAACCUGGCCCAGCUGUAUGAGGGUUGGACUGCCUGGGUGUGAACGCUACGCUGCUUCAUGUCUUUGGUCCAGCGAAGGCUUGGAGAUCCACCAGAGUCCAGCAGGACUGGGGUGUCGGAACAGCAGCACCGCGCCACACUAGGGGAGGAAAAUGGGAAGCGGAUGCUUAGUCCGCCUUCCCAAACCCCUGGGCUCCCAAACUGGGGCAGCGACCUCGUAGCAUCGCUGCAACCACACUCCCCCCAACCAUCGGCGAUCGGGCUAACAUAAUGCUUCGGGGGCCUGCAGAGCCGCCUUCCUUUUGGGGAUUU